AUGGCUCAUAACAAUCACCCGCCGCCCACGAACCAAGGUCGCCAAUUCAUCCAGCAUCCCAUACAAGCACCAAAUGCCGAGAUCGCCGCCAGAAUCGGCUUGCCAGAUGACGCGGAACGUGUCUACUUCCGCAAAGUCCGACAGGUUUUCUUCCGUGAUCAAGACUUCAACGACGGAAAUAUCGAAGCACAUAUCCUUCCCGAACGUGGAGCUUCGAGCUACCAGUUCGGCUUAUACUUCAACGUCGGUUUCGAAUAUAAUAACCAUGUACGCCUUCUACAGCUUGACCAUCCUGCUUUCGAGACCCUGACCUGGGACGAGCGGGCCCCGCAUGUUGAGGCCGCUUUCAACAAGCAACUGCUCGCGAAGAUUACCGCUCCAGUUCAACAAGCAGUCGAUAUUCGCCGCGUAUUCGAACAGGACAACGGUAUAUGGCUUCACAUAUACCAAAAACUGUAUCUAACUGCAGCGAACACCGCGUGGAACACGGCCGAAUGGGAGAUUCUGGACGAAGGCUACUUCCCACCAUUCAACAGGAGCCUCCUAUACGCAAACGUCCGUGAGGCUAUGCAGCACUUCGAGAAUCGACCCGGACAGGAUACCAUCCCGGUACUGCAAACCGUGUUUGGUACCGUGUUUGGUACCAUGUCAAACCGAUUUACGCCGACCUUCACCCCUACGGUCGUGCAGCCGAUAAACGAAGCAGCUUAG
Molecule: messenger RNA, 711 nt
Organism: Alternaria burnsii
Lineage: Eukaryota; Fungi; Ascomycota; Dothideomycetes; Pleosporales; Pleosporaceae
Exons: 2
Coding region: 1-711 (236 amino acids)
Source: RefSeq, a predicted model, not a curated record